Dentiscutata erythropus is the source of this 148-nucleotide messenger RNA. NCBI's taxonomy places the organism in Eukaryota, Fungi, Glomeromycota, Glomeromycetes, Diversisporales, Gigasporaceae. The record is from the annotation of a GenBank genome assembly.
AUGAUCUCUUUACAACACUGGGAAAGUUUUGAUUACCAAAACAAUACUAGAUUUCUUAGAAGAUGCAAAGAGUGCAAGUAUAUAGCAAUUACAAUUACAAAAGAGUGUAUUAUAAAGAAAAAUUUUAAAAACAUUAGAAGAGCACUAA